Messenger RNA from Carica papaya (papaya), 2716 nucleotides. The record is from RefSeq and is a predicted model, not a curated record. NCBI's taxonomy places the organism in Eukaryota, Viridiplantae, Streptophyta, Magnoliopsida, Brassicales, Caricaceae.
CAUGGAUCAAAGUUUGUUACUGAACAAUGUUUUGUUUUCUCUCCAUACUAAACAAUGUCCGGCAGAUCAAGUUUAUUGAUUUCCUUAGGCUUCCGCUGAACGACGCCGCAAAACUAAGCGACGGUCACCACCUCUUCUCCCAUCUCUCCGCACCCAAUCAUGGUUGACAGAACAAGCCAGCGUAAACCAGUUCUCCUUUUAGCAUAUCAGAGUUUUGGAAUAGCGUUUGCUGACUUGAGCAUUUCUCCUCUUUAUGUUUAUAAGUGUGCUUUGUCCGGCCACUUGUAUCACUAUCAAACUGAGGAUGUAAUAUUUGGGGCAUUUUCCUUGAUUUUCUGGACUUUUACUCUUCUUUCACUGCUCAAGUAUAUCAUUCUUGUCUUGACUGUUGACGAUAAUGGUGAAGGAGGAAUUUUCGCUUUGUACUCGCUUCUUUGUAGACACGCCAAGUUUUCUCUGCUCCCCAAUCAUCAUACAGCUGAUGAGGAGCUUUCCACUUAUCAUCGCAUGGGUUACUCAAAUAGACAUUUGCAUUCCUCUGCAUUCAAAAGACUUGUUGAGAGACAUAAAAAUUCCAAACAUGCUUUGCUCCUCUUGGUUUUAUUUGGUACUUCCCUUGUUAUUACUCUUAGCGUCCUUACACCAGCAAUUUCAGUCAGUUCAUCCCUUCAAGGGCUGCUACUUCGAUCAAAGAAUAUGCACCAUGGUAUUUUGAUUACAAUAAUUUGUGCUCUAUUGGUUGGGCUAUUUGUUCUGCAGCAUCGUGGUACCUCGAGGGUUGCCUUCCUAUUUUCUCCUAUUGUAAUCUUAUGGUUACUUUCCAUUGCUGCUGCUGGUAUCUACAAUACUAUUAAGUGGAAUCCAAGAGUAGUCCAGGCCCUUUCUCCUCAUUAUAUAUACAUGUUCUUUAGGGAUACAGGCAAAGAUGGUUGGAUCUCUCUUGGAGGAGUGCUUUUAUGCAUUACUGGAACUGAAGCUAUCUUUGCAGGACUUGGCCAAUUCACAACUAAAUCAAUAAGGUUUGCAUUUUUUGGUCUCGUGUAUCCAUGCCUAGUGCUUCAAUACAUGGGUCAGGCUGCAUUUCUUUCAAAGAAUUUUUAUGCUGUACCGAUAAGCUUUUAUGCUUCCAUUCCAGAUAAAUUUUUUUGGCCGGUUCUUGUGAUUGGAACAUUUGCUGCAAUUGUUGCAAGUCAUGCUGUUAUUUUUGCCUCAUUCUCAAUCAUCCAGCAGUCCUAUUCAUUAGGGUGUUUUCCCCGUGUCAAGAUUGUGCAUAAACCAAGAUGGCUCCAUGGUCAAACAUAUAUCCCCGAGAUAAAUUGGGUCCUCAUGGUGCUAACCCUGGCUGUUACUGUUGGCUUUCGAGACAUAAAACAUAUAGGAAACGCUUAUGGUGAGCUGUCUUUUGUCAAUAAUGUAAAAUAAAGGAAUCACUAAAAGGGGAUUUUCUAAGCAUAUAUUUUCUCAUUUCUAGUAUUCAGGUAGCAGGCCUUUGCUGCCUUGUUAAUAAAUUCCUCCCUUCUCAAAAUACAUAAAGGUGGAUGGGUUACUUUUGUACUCUCUGCAAUCUUCUUGAUUAUCAUGUAUGUGUGGCACUAUGGCAGCAGGAAGAAGUAUUUAUAUGAUCUGCAUAACAAAUUAUCCAUGAGAUGGAUCCUUACUCUGGGUCCUAGCCUCGGGAUUGUUAGGGUCCCCGGGAUUGGCCUCAUUUAUACAGAGUUGGUAAGUGGAGUUCCAGCCACAUUUAGCCAUUUCUUAACCAAUCUUCCAGCAUUUUACCAAGUGGCAGUCUUUAUCUGUAACAAGACAGUUCCUGUUCCGUAUGUCCCUCAUAAGGAGAGAUAUCUCAUUGGCCGGAUUGGCCCCAAAUCUUACCGAAUGUACCGCUGCAUCGUUAGAAAUGGUUACAAAGAUGCCAGUAAAGAUGGAGAUGAUUUUGAAAAUGACCUUGUUACAAGCAUAGUAGAGUUUAUCCAGCUGGAAUCAGAAACUGCUGGGACAUCGGAUGGCUCUAUGGAUGGGCGACUGGCGGUUGUGAAGACAUCUGAACAGUUUGGGAAAAGAUUAUUAAGGUCAAAAUCGGUGGAUAUCAAAGAAAGUAGCAGCAGUUCAAGGCCUUCAACAAAUGUGAGCAGUGGAAAAUCAGCUGCACUGAAGAGGCUGCAGGCUGAAUACGAGCAGGAACUACCCCAACUCAGCUUAAGAAGGCAGAUUCAGUUUCAGCUGCUAGAUACUAGAUACAGAGAUCCACUUGUGAAGGAAGAACUGUUUGAGCUUGUGGAAGCAAAGCAUGCAGGGGUGUCGUACGUAAUAGGGCACUCUCAUGUGAAGACAAAAUGGACUGCACCAUUCCUGAAAAGGUUUGUGAUCAAUGUGGCGUACUCUUUCUUGCGUAAAAACUGCCGUGGACCUGCUGUGAUCUUGAACAUUCCUCAUAUUUGCUUGAUUGAAGUGGGCCUAAACUACUAUUUGUAGUGCAAUAUAUUGGUGGCACAUUUUCUAGGGAUGUAAAUGCAAUCCAUUGUAUUUAAACGAGUUAAAACUCGAUUUCCUCCUCAUCACGUUCAGAGUCAAUUAUCUUCUUCUUUUUCCUUAAUUGUUAUUUUUUGUAGAAAGCAAUUUCUUUUGAUAUUAGAUACUGUGUGAACCAUAAAUGAUUGAAUUUGUUUUUGGUGAAGAUAGGCAGCUGCUGUAUGUGGAGCAGAAAUUUUUGAAUGAA